Molecule: messenger RNA, 804 nt
Organism: Cryptomeria japonica (Japanese cedar)
Lineage: Eukaryota; Viridiplantae; Streptophyta; Pinopsida; Cupressales; Cupressaceae
Product: putative germin-like protein 2-1
Exons: 4
Coding region: 1-804 (267 amino acids)
Cellular component (GO): cell wall
Molecular function (GO): manganese ion binding
Source: RefSeq, a predicted model, not a curated record
AUGUUGGCAGCGUUAUUCAGAUGUAGAUCUCCAUGUUUCGAGUGGCAGGAUUACUCUGUCAUAGCUGGGAGUAUAGACAUGUUUCCACUGUACUUUGCGCGGGAGGGCAGUUUGAAUUUGAACAAGUUAACAGCGCCACUUCUUGGAACGGGAAUGGACCGUGAAAGAAUGGGCCCCACGCCAGCAACCUACGGUCAAAGCUUAGUCAAGCGUGUGAUGGGAGGAGAUCCCGAAUCCUUGCAAGAUUUCUGUGUUGCAGACAGGCAAGGCCAAGUUUCAGUGAACGGCUUCUCUUGCAAGGACCCCAAAAUGGUUUCAGCAGAGGACUUCUUCUUCGGAGGGCUGCGACGAGGGGACACGGGCAACGCCGUAGGGUCUAACGUAACAGCAGCCAACGUUAACCAGAUUCCGGGGUUAAACACACUAGGAAUAUCAUUGGUCCGCAUAGACUACGCUGUGGAUGGAAUUAAUCCUCCUCACACCCAUCCAAGAGCCACAGAAAUCCUGGUUUUACUUAAAGGCAAACUGCUAGUGGGAUUCAUCGAUACAACAAACAAGUUUCACAGCAAGGUGUUGAAGAAAGGAGACGUGUUUGUGUUUCCCAAGGGAUUGCUACAUUUCCAGCGUAAUGUGGGGGAGCGAAAUGCGGUGGCCAUCGCUGGGUUGAGCAGCCAGAAUCCAGGAGUUCAGGUUACUGCCAAUUCCCUCUUUGCAGCAAAUCCUCCUUUGCCAGAUGGUGUAUUGACCAAGGCCUUCCGCAGUGAUAAAACAGUAGUCGAUUUCAUUCAAGGCAAAUUCAUGUAA